Molecule: messenger RNA, 1515 nt
Organism: Mollisia scopiformis
Lineage: Eukaryota; Fungi; Ascomycota; Leotiomycetes; Helotiales; Mollisiaceae
Product: general substrate transporter
Exons: 7
Coding region: 1-1515 (504 amino acids)
Biological process (GO): carbohydrate transport; transmembrane transport
Cellular component (GO): membrane
Molecular function (GO): carbohydrate:proton symporter activity
Source: RefSeq, a predicted model, not a curated record
AUGAAGACCUUAGAUGAAGUUGCUGGCAAGCAUGUUGAGAACAAACGCCAGUUCAACUUGUAUAAUGUAAUUAUGGUGAUAGCGAUGUCUCUGGGAGCUCUGAGCUAUGGGUAUUCGACUGCCAUUAUUGGACCAACACUUGGUAACUCCCUACAUCUAGGUACGGUCGUGUGGAAAAUGCUGAUUCUACAGGGUUUGUACUCGACAGGUGGCUUCCUAGCCUGCUACACGGUGCCAUAUGUCGCCGAUAAAUGGGGUCGAAAAUGGGCAGUUUGCUCAACGUAUACCCUGGUUUCAGGAGCGUUCCUCGCUGGUUCAACCAAUAUAGGAGAAUUCAUCUUCUUCCGUUUCAUGGCUGGUGCUGGUGCUUUCUCGCUCUUAGCUGCAGUUCCUAUCUGGGUGAACGAGGUAGUCCCACCCCGCAACCGCGGCGCUUUCAUCACGCUCAUGGGCUUAAUGCUCCUCCUCGGCUACAUGUUCGCUUCCUGGGGCUCCUACGGCUUUUACUUCUACCACCCCUCCUCCAACAACCAAUGGCGCCCCAUGCUUGCCCUCCAAUGCCUCCCUCCCAUCAUUCUAAUCUCCAUCAUGCCCUUCCUGCCCGAAUCUCCUCGCUGGCUCGUCAAAAACAACCGUAUCACCGACGCCGAGAAGGUACUGCUGAAACUGCACGAGCCGGAAGAAGCGAAGAUCGAGAUGCGGCAGAUUACGCUGCAGUUGGAGAGGGAGAAGGGGUUGGAGACUAGUUGGUAUGCGAUGUUGUGGGGGAAGAAGAGUUAUAGGGUCAGGAGUGCGGUAGCAUUUGGGACGACGAGCUUUAUUCAGUUUUCGGGGAUUUUGGUUAUUAAUAUUUUUGGACCGCAGAUCUAUGGUGGUCUUGGUUAUGGACUUAGUACCCAACUCAUGCUCGCCGCUUGCUGGGUUACCGUGGCUUUUGUGUCGAGUUUCCUGUCGAUGUUUGUCGUUGAUCGGGUUAGUCGGCCGAAAAUGAUGGCUGGUGGCAUGAUUGGUUGUGUUUGUAUACUGAUUACGGAAACUGUGCUGGUGGCGAGGGAUAAGGUUGGACCGGGAGAGAAUAAAGAUGCGUUGAAGGCGGCUGUUGCUAUGAUUUUCCUCUACGUAGCAUGCUACGAAUGGAUGAACAACGUCCAACUCUCCUACCUAGGCGAAAUCUUCCCCUUCCACCUGCGCGCCAAAGGCCUUUCGUUAGGCGUCUCGGGCAUAGCGCUGCUUAAUAUCAUUUGGCUUCAAGCUGCUCCUACUGCGUUGAAGAACAUCGGGUGGAAGUAUUAUUUAUGUUUUAUUAUUCCCAGUGCGCUGGCAGCGGGGGUUAUACUAAGGUGGUUUCCCGAUACGAGGGGAUUGAGUUUAGAGGAGUGUGCGAGGGUCUUUGGGGACGAGGUUGAGCUAUUUGGAGGGAAGCAAGGCGGAGAGGAGGCGGUCGUGGUUGGCGAUGGUGGUGGAGAGGCGGUAGGUGCUGGGAGUGAGGAGUCUGGUGGGAAAGAGAAUGCGUGA